CCUCCACCUGAUGGCAGCAUCAGGCAGCCCCGUGAAACAUUUGCGUAGGAGUUCCCCUCAACGCCAUGUCGGGGUGGUGCAGCGCGCAGUGAGGAUCUCCUGAGCAGAGCUCUCUCUCUCCCACUCUGUCUCUCUGCCACCCCCUCCUAAUUCGUUCCCUCCAUCCUCCGCCACACGACAGCUUAGCACAGCACCCUCCUCAGCAGCAUCCACCCUAACUGGGUAGCAGUAGUCAUCCCCAGCGCAGGCAGUGAUACACUGAGGGACGUAUCCAAGUGAUGCCACUGCACCAACCAAAUCUCGCAACCGCGAAAACACACCGAGAAUAAACAGUCACUUCCGCAAGGAGGACUAAAAACGAGUUUGCCUCAAGAGCGCAACUGCCCAUGAAGAUGUCUAACGUUGACAUGGUCUUAAACGCCACGGAUCGGGUAGUAAAAACCGUGCCCUUCCCCCUGAGUCAUCGCCUCACGUUGAAGGAGGUCUUUGACAGUGAGGGGAAGCCCAGGGUGGACCUGCUCAAAGCCCACCUCACCAAGGAGGGCCGCGUGGAGGAGGCCGUGGCACUGCGCAUCGUCAAGGAGGGCGCCGCCAUCUUGCGCCAGGAGAAAACCAUGCUGGACAUAGAAGCACCAGUCACAGUGUGUGGGGACAUCCAUGGGCAGUUCUUUGACCUUAUGAAGCUGUUUGAGGUGGGUGGCUCGCCGGCCACGACGCGUUACCUCUUCCUGGGAGACUAUGUGGACCGGGGAUACUUCAGUAUAGAGUGUGUUUUGUACCUUUGGUCGCUGAAAAUCCUCUACCCAAAGACGCUAUAUUUACUGCGAGGAAACCAUGAAUGUAGACAUUUGACAGAAUACUUCACCUUCAAACAAGAAUGUAAAAUCAAGUACUCGGAGCAGGUGUAUGACUCAUGCAUGGACGCUUUUGACUGCCUUCCCCUGGCUGCCCUCAUGAACCAGCAGUUUCUGUGUGUCCAUGGAGGACUCUCACCAGAAAUACACAACUUAGAUGACAUAAAGAAGAUAGACCGGUUCAAGGAGCCUCCAGCGUUUGGGCCCAUGUGUGACCUACUGUGGUCUGACCCUCUGGAGGACUUUGGCAACGAGAAAACCCAGGAGUACUUCAGCCACAACACAGUCCGAGGCUGCUCCUACUUCUACAGUUAUCCAGCUGUAUGUGAGUUCCUACAGAACAAUAACUUAUUAUCAGUCAUCCGAGCACAUGAAGCACAAGAUGCUGGCUACCGGAUGUACCGGAAGAGCCAAACCACCGGCUUCCCCUCCCUAAUCACCAUCUUCUCAGCGCCAAACUACCUUGAUGUUUACAACAACAAAGCUGCAGUCCUGAAGUAUGAGAACAACGUGAUGAACAUCCGGCAGUUCAACUGCUCCCCUCAUCCCUACUGGCUGCCCAACUUCAUGGACGUGUUCACCUGGUCCCUGCCCUUUGUGGGGGAGAAAGUCACAGAGAUGCUGGUGAAUGUGUUGAGCAUCUGCUCUGACGACGAGCUCAUGAAUGACGGAGACGACCAAGAGAUCCUUGAUGCCAACGCAGCUGCAGCUCGGAAGGAGGUCAUCAGGAACAAGAUCCGCGCCAUCGGGAAAAUGGCCACGAUGUUCAAAGUGCUUCGGGAGGAGAGUGAGAACGUGUUGACGCUGAAGGGCCUGACGCCUACUGGCAUGCUGCCCAGUGGGGUGCUCUCUGGGGGAAAACAGACCCUGCAGAGUGCCACCACCGAGGCCAUCGAAGCCAUCGACACAGAAACUGAGGACGGAGAAGCCAUCCGUGGGUUCUCUCCCCAGCAUAAGAUCGCCAGCUUCGAAGAAGCUAAGGGGCUAGACCGUAUCAACGAGCGCAUGCCACCCCGCAGAGUCGGGGUCAACCACGUGGGACAGUCCAUGGGCAAGAUGAACAUGUCCGAGGCCAACGGCACGGAAGACAGUGACAAUGACAAUGACAACAGCAACGUCCAGUGAUGCCGAGGCCCGCCCCAGAGCUCAUGCUACUGCUGCGCUGUGCGACAAGAUAUCGCCAAAUCGUGAUAUCAGGCCUCCGAAUAAAGAUACAACAAAACACAGACACAACACAUCUGCAUCUACCGCUGCUGCUCCUACAUCCAAUUAGAGAAAUGAAUCAAAUGUUAAGUCUCUUGUACAAAUGGGUAAGGUGGUAUAUUUUUUGACGCCAGGUCACCACAUGGAGGGGGAACUGAGCUUAGAAGGGGAGGUUUUCCCGCUCUUUGGUCUGUGGAUUGGGAGGGGGUAGUGGGGUCAGAGAUUAGGGAAGGGACAUGGAGGAGGCGAGCGGGGCGGGAUGGAACUUGUUGGGAUGAGGUCAAGGGGGUGUGGUCCUGUGGGUGUGUCUGCCGGUCCCUUUCUCAGUCCAAUCACAGACCGAGUAGGCAGGGUUUAGAGUCCCGAACUCUCUCCCAUGUCCGCUACAUCCUCAAAGGGUCUGAUACGAGACCCAUGCCACACACACAUUUGACUAUUUUUGAUUAAGUUUCACUCAUGAACUCAUCUCAAACAGAAAUAAUCUCGCUACUCAACAUGUUUUGCUACUAGUAGUAAUAAAAACAAAUCCAAAAAGAGAAUGUUAUUUGUAAGAAAGGGCAUUUGAGAAGAAAAAAUAUGUACAUUUUACUACUUGCAAUGCAAUCUUACCGGAGAACUUUUAUUUCUUGAUUUAUUUUGAGGUAAGGCGCCAUGAGCCUGCAGAGGGUAGGGGUGGAACGUGGGCUUGACUGUGGCCUCUCCACCAACCAAAGCCACAGUCUUUCAUGUUUAGGGGCUGCAGUUCCAGCUACCUUCCACCUACCUUCUACCUGAUUGUUUUUCACUUGCCUGUAACUAAAGAGAGAGAAUGCACACGGUAUGUCAAAUCUGCUGUCGCAGUAAAAAAAAAAAAAUCUUAUAUCUAUAUAUAUAUAUAUAAUUAAUUAUAAAGAUGGACAAUAACAAAGACAAUGAUUUUUAACAGCAUCUACGUUAUGGAACGCAUCAAUGCAUGCAAUUAAGUUCCUUAUUGAUAUGUACAAUUUUUAUUGUGAUGUUUCAAUAGAGUAGACUUGAAUUCUUUCCCUCUUCAAAGAUAUUUUGUUUUUUUUACAUAUCAUUUUUCAUUCUUGCUUCCUUUGAUUUGUUUUUGUACAUUUUUUUUCAUCAAUAUUAUUUUACAUUUUAUUACGGUUUUGUAUUUUUAUAUUGUUUCGCUCUACAGACACAGAUGCUCUCUUUAAGGUGUGAAGCCUUGUUUUUUUCUGUUCUGUUGGUGUACAGAAGUUAUUCAAUCGUUUGAAUGAACAUAUUACUCCGUGAUAAGCAACAUUCAGGCUACCAAAGCAUGCUCGCAUGGUUUGUUCAAAUGUAAACAAAUUGGACAUAAUGAAAAUCCUGUGUCUCUCUUUCUUUUAAAAGGAAAAAAUAUAUAUUCUCAUUAGGUUCUUGAUGAUAUUCCUAUGAUUCUAACGAUUUAAGCUUACAGUCCCCCCUUCCACUGUUUUCUGAUCCUUGAUUGGUCUAGACAUGGUUUAUUUCGAAGAAGGAAUUUCAUGGAUUUUAACUUGUGACAAUUUUUCUUGUAAUUUUCUGUGAAACUAAUUUUUGGCAUUUGAAUUCCUAAAUGAUACACAUGGUAAGCAUGCCCUAUGGGACAAAUCACAUUUUUUACUCUUGAAUAAAAUAUGCAUGAAUCAGUA
Molecule: messenger RNA, 3700 nt
Organism: Oncorhynchus nerka (sockeye salmon)
Lineage: Eukaryota; Metazoa; Chordata; Actinopteri; Salmoniformes; Salmonidae
Product: protein phosphatase 3 catalytic subunit alpha-like
Exons: 14
Coding region: 387-1979 (530 amino acids)
Biological process (GO): calcineurin-NFAT signaling cascade
Cellular component (GO): cytosol; cytoplasm; calcineurin complex
Molecular function (GO): calmodulin binding; calmodulin-dependent protein phosphatase activity
Source: RefSeq, a predicted model, not a curated record